AUGGAUAUAGAGAAGGAGGACUCAGAGGCAUCCAACAAGGAGGUGACGGAGAAGGUUCGCUCGUCGAAGGAGCAACUUGGUCAGCCGAAACAUAUUGAGGAUCUGUCUCAAGACUUGGAUACGAAGGUUCAUAAGGAGGGCAAGAUACUGGCGACUCCGAUUGUCCGUGUGGAAAGGCAGGCUCUGGGACAGGGAGCGGGCGGAUCGGGGGGUAGUAUUAGUCAGCCCUCUACCUCAUCGUUCUUCAGGAAACCGGGCCCAAAAUCUUACAAGGGUAGAACAAGGGGGAGUCAAAGCAGGGACUCCUCUGUGGAAACGGAAACAUUCGAGAUCAGCUCGUCUGAUAGUGAUGUUUCUGAAUACAGAAGGAAGAAGGGAAGGAGUACUACCAUCGAGGAUGAUUCUGACGAGUCACCGCCGGAAAAAGUCAAUAUCGGUAGCAAGGGUCCACAGAGAAUUCCUGGAAGCAGGAAGAGAGAAAGGACAACUUCGGAUGCGGAUUCUGAUCGCAGGAAAAGUUGGACAACGGGAGAAUACGUCGGGCGAAGAGAGGCAAUUCUUCGGUAUAAUGAGGCCAAGGAAGAAUCCCUGAAUUUAGAUAGGGAGAAAUUGGUCCGCGAGUAUGGUGAUGCUGAUCUUUUCAAAAAAGCGAGGAUUGAUAUGGCUAAAGUGAAGGAAUCGCUGGAGGAGAAAUCAAUCGAGGAACUGAUGAAGCAAGCCAAUGAUAAUUGUGCUGAAGUCCUUCGAAUAGCGAGGUCUUCCAGUAACCUUAAGGGGACGUUUCAGAAAAGCCUUAAGGUAGCAGCGGCAACGUCUCUGGGGAUAGUAGACAUUCUUAAGGAAAAAACAACUUUAUCUAAGGAGGAGGCGAAAUCUUUAGAGAUAAGAUCGCUUAGAAAAGAGAUCUCUAGAUUGAAACUUAAGAUGGAAGACGAGAUUGAGAAAGAAAGAAGAAAGGCUCUGCAGGCGGCUGGAGAAGCCGAGGCCUACCGAUCGGAAUUGCAGGCCAUCAAGGACAAUCUGGUUAAGAGGAAGGAUAAGACUCCUAGUCCUAAAAGUAAGGAUAAAGAUCAAUACAGGGGGAAAUCAUCCCUGAAGUCCUCGCCGGAAACCUCGAAGAAGUCUACAUCUAGGAGAACUCCUUCUGAGAAUAUUAAAGCAAGGGAUAAAUUAAUCACCUCUGAGUCUGAAGGCAUGGAAGUUGAUGAAUCAUCUCCGAGGUUAAAGAAAGUCACUUUGGAUGACCCGAAGAAAUGGCCGGAGGUAAGGAGACCUACCUUAAGUGGGAAACAGAAAAUUAUCGAGGAAGAUCCGACGUCUCAAAGAGCAAUAUAUGAGGCGCAUAUAAAAUAUAUGUCUGAUUCGCAUAAGGAAAGCGGGGAAAAAUAUCAACCCAAUAAGGAAGGAAAUGAAGAAGCUCUUAAGAAUAGGAAAAGUAUCUCCGUAUAG
Trachymyrmex cornetzi is the source of this 1449-nucleotide messenger RNA. RefSeq names its product calponin homology domain-containing protein DDB_G0272472-like. The record is from RefSeq and is a predicted model, not a curated record. Lineage: Eukaryota; Metazoa; Arthropoda; Insecta; Hymenoptera; Formicidae. The transcript has a single exon. The coding region runs from base 1 to 1449 and encodes 482 amino acids.